Molecule: messenger RNA, 1139 nt
Organism: Terrapene triunguis (Three-toed box turtle)
Lineage: Eukaryota; Metazoa; Chordata; Testudines; Emydidae
Product: trypsin-3-like
Exons: 6
Coding region: 1-915 (304 amino acids)
Biological process (GO): proteolysis
Molecular function (GO): serine-type endopeptidase activity
Source: RefSeq, a predicted model, not a curated record
AUGUCGGGCAGUGCUGUCAUCUCCUGCUACAGGCAGGGCACCCGAGGUGCAGAGAAACCGCUUGCUCAUGGGAGCCUGUGGAAGAAGACGGACUCAAUAAAGCCAGUCACUCCACCAACCGUAUCCAUCACCACAACCGCCAUGGAGCUGCUAAUCAUCGCGAUGCUGGUAAUCGGGGCAGCCGCAGGUAAGAAAAAGAACUCAGAGGAAGAACGGAUCAUUGGGGGGAGAGACUGCCGCAUUGGCUCCCGGCCCUACCAGGUGGCUCUCCUGAGGAACGGCCGCAUCUACUGUGGCGGGAGCCUGAUAGACCCCAAGUGGGUGCUAACUGCUGCGCACUGCCGCUCAGGGAUCGGCUCCCUGCAGGUGCAUCUGGGGGAUUAUAAUCUACGGGCGAAGGAAGGCACAGAACAGAUACGAAGAAUCCGCAAAUUCUUUGUGCAUCCAGGGUAUAACCGCCGCCGUUAUGACAAUGACUUCAUGCUUCUGGAGUUGGAUGCACCAGCUCAACUCAACAGCUACGUGAACACAAUCAACCUGGCUACCAGUUGUCCCUCUCCUGGAACACCAUGCAUCGUGUCAGGAUGGGGCACUAUCAGUUCCCCCCGAAGGCUGUUCCCAAACAUCAUGCGGUGUGCAGAUGUCUAUAGCGUCAGCCAGGACAGGUGCCAGGGCAGUUACGGGAGCAUAAUCACGGAGAACAUGUUCUGCGCUGGCAUGGAAAAGGGUGGCAUAGACUCAUGCCAGGGUGAUUCAGGAGGCCCACUGGUCUGCAAUGGGCAGCUGCAGGGCGUGGUCUCCUGGGGGAUGUCCGUUUGUGCCCUGCCGGGACGGCCCGGCGUCUACGCCAAUGUCUGCAAAGCUGCCCAGUGGGUGAGAAGCACCAUAGGGAGGAAGUGCAUCGGAUCAGACUGAGAGCUCACAGCGCGUCACGCCUGCCACAAUAACCCACCAAACACACGCCCCAGCCACGCCUCUCCUCAUCUCGCCGCGGCAUCCUGGGGGUGCUGAUCUGCGUGGGACUAGGAUGGGGGCACUGCGGUGGGGCCAGCCCAAAGCAGCCAGUGGUUAUGAGCCAGGCCUGACAAAAUCCUGAGACUAGGUUAAAAAUGUGGGACUGGUUUAAAAAUCAUGAAUCA